GUGUUCCAGAAGGAUGGGCCCCUGGUGCAUUUUGACACCUCAAACGAAGAUGAUUGCAACUGGAUGAUGAUGGUGCGACCAGCCACCGAAUAUGAGCAUCAAAACUUAACUGCCUUCCAGCAUGACAAUGAUAUUUACUUCACCACCUCCCGGGACAUCCCACCAGGAACUGAGCUGCGAGUGUGGUAUGCAGCUUUUUACGCCAAAAAAAUGGAAAAGCCAGUGCUGAAGCAGGUCACUAGUAUUGCCAAUGAUAUGUGCUUGGUAGUGAUGGAAUCUGAUAAAGAGGGGAAUAAAAUCUCUUCAAAACCUUUGUCUGCUGUCUUCCCCCAUAAAAAGACGAAGAAAUCCAGCCUACCAGCAGCUGAUCCAGCAGUGAACACUCCAGAAUGCAGUGGAGCUGCAGAAGCAGAGUCCAGCCAGUGGACAUGUAAAGUGUGUUCAUCUGCUUUCCAGGAGCCUCAGUUGCUGACAGAGCACUUGCUGAGUCACCUGGAACAAGCUAAAGGUGCCCCCCAAAGCAGCCAAAAUGAGGCUGUUGCAGAGAAAGCAGCAGAGGCUCGCCCUGUGGAUCAGCCAGUGAUUUGUGAUGCAGCCAGUGCCAGUAUAGACUCAAGGAGGAAGGCCAGGCGGGGAAGAAAGCCCAAAACAGCAAAAGCAGAAACACCUCUUGUCGUUGUUGAAGAGAAAGAUUCUGCAGCGGAACGCGUAGGUGACGUUGUAACUGAGGUCCCACCAGAAGAGGUAGCCCUGCCUUCAGCUGCAGAAGAGAGAAUUAUGGAAUUGGUUUUAGGAAAGAUGCCUAGCACCACAAAUAGCAUCAGUUCAGUGACAAAUAGGUUUGCUCAUCACCAAAACACCAUGUCCCUCAAAAGAAGUUUAAUUCUCUCCAGUAGACAUGGUAUACGGCGGAAGCUGAUAAAACAACUUGGGGAGCACAAGCGAGUCUAUCAAUGCAGUAUCUGCAGUAAGAUCUUCCAGAACAGCAGCAACCUCAGCAGGCACAUCCGUUCUCACGGUGACAAACUAUUUAAAUGUGAGGAAUGCGCAAAGCUGUUCAGCCGUAAAGAGAGCUUGAAGCAGCAUGUUUCAUACAAGCACAGCAGGAACGAAGUUGACAGUGAGUACAGAUACAAGUGCACCACGUGUGAAAAGGCCUUUCGGAUAGAGAGUGCAUUGGAAUUCCAUAACUGCAGGACAGAUGACAAGACAUUCCAGUGUGAGAUGUGUUUCAGAUUCUUUUCUACAAACAGUAAUCUUUCAAAACACAAGAAAAAGCAUGGGGAUAAGAAGUUUGCAUGUGAAAUCUGCAAUAAGAUGUUCUACCGGAAGGAUGUCAUGUUAGACCAUCAAAGACGACACUUGGAAGGGGUGAGGCGUGUGAAAAGAGAAGACUUUGAGCACAGCACGGAAAACAUGGUUCGCUACAAGAAGGAGCCUUCAGGAUGCCCCGUGUGCGGGAAGGUAUUUUCAUGUAGGAGCAAUAUGAACAAACACCUUUUAACACAUGGAGACAAGAAAUACACUUGUGAAAUCUGUGGACGUAAAUUUUUCAGGGUGGAUGUGUUGAGAGAUCAUAUUCAUGUCCAUUUUAAGGACAUAGCACUAAUGGAUGAUCACCAGAGAGAAGAGUUCAUUGGUAAAAUUGGAAUCUCAUCGGAGGAAAACGAUGACAACUCUGAUGGAAGUGCAGAUUCUGAGCCUCACAAGUAUAGCUGCAAAAGGUGCCAGUUGACUUUCGGCAGAGGGAAGGAGUACCUGAAGCAUAUAAUGGAUGUGCACAAGGAGAAGGGCUAUGGCUGUAGCAUUUGUAACCGACGUUUUGCCUUGAAGGCAACUUACCAUGCACACAUGGUCAUUCAUCGGGAGAACCUGCCUGAUCCUAACGUGCAGAAAUACAUCCACCCAUGUGAAAUCUGUGGAAGGAUUUUUAACAGUAUAGGAAAUCUGGAAAGACAUAAGCUUAUACAUACAGGUGUAAAAAGUCAUGCUUGUGAGCAAUGUGGCAAAUCAUUUGCUAGAAAAGACAUGUUAAAAGAACAUAUGCGGGUCCAUGAUAAUAUCCGAGAAUACUUGUGUGCAGAAUGUGGCAAAGGAAUGAAGACAAAACAUGCACUUCGUCACCACAUGAAACUUCACAAAGGGAUUAAAGAAUAUGAAUGCAAGGAAUGUCACCGAAAAUUUGCACAAAAAGUCAACAUGCUGAAGCAUUACAAAAGACACACGGGAAUCAAAGAUUUCAUGUGUGAGCUAUGUGGCAAGACGUUUAGUGAAAGAAACACAAUGGAGACUCAUAAGUUGAUUCAUACAGUAGGAAAACAGUGGACAUGUUCGGUCUGUGAUAAGAAAUAUGUCACUGAUUACAUGCUACAGAAGCACAUCCAGCUCACUCAUGAUAAGGUAGAAGCCCAGAGCUGUCAGCUGUGUGGGACAAAGGUUUCUACCAGAGCUUCCAUGAGUAGACAUAUGAGGCGUAAACAUCCAGAGAUUCUUUCGGUGAGGAUUGAUGAUUUAGAGCAGCUGCCAGAGACGACUACUAUUGAUGCCUCCUCGAUUGGGAUUGUUCAGCCGGAAUUAGCUUUGGAACAGGGAGAAUUACCAGAAGGGAAGCAGCAUAUGAAAGCUCCUAAACGUGGCCAGAAACGAAAACAAAAGUCAGGUGAGGAGGAGGAAGCUCAAGUGCCUGAGGACCCUGCCUUCAGUGAAUACACAGAGAAGGAAGGUGAAUUCACAGGGAAUGUUGGAGAUGAGACUAAUUCAGCUGUGCAGAGCAUCCAGCAGGUGGUAGUGACCCUUGGCGACCCAAAUGUCACAGCCCCUUCCAGUUCUGUCGGGCUGACAAAUAUCACUGUUACCCCCAUUACGACGGCAGCUGGAACCCAAUUCACAAACCUCCAGCCAGUGGCUGUGGGCCAUCUGACUGCACCUGAACGCCAGUUACAGCUGGACAACUCAAUUCUCACCGUGACGUUUGACACCGUCAGUGGUUCCGCCAUGCUGCACAACCGCCAAAAUGACAUUCAGAUCCAGCCGCAGCCAGAGGCAGCCAAUCCUCAGUCUGUGGCCCAUUUUAUAAACCUGACCACCUUGGUGAACUCCAUUGCUCCUCUAGGGAACCAGAUAACGGAACAGCAUCCUCUAACAUGGAGGUCAGUGCCUCAGACUGAUGUCUUGCAGCCCCAGGCACAGCCAACGCAACAGCAGUCAGGACAGCAACAGGUUCAAACAGAGCAACAACAACAGAUGUAUAGCUACUAAUUUAUACUUUGAAAAGUUUUGAAAUGGACAGUACUUAGAGACAAAAACACACAGACGUUUGGAAAAUUUCUAAUAGGAUUGUUUGCUGGAUACCAAACAGAGAUGGGGAAAUGUUUAUACAAUGAAAUGUAAGCUAAAAUUGGCAUAGCACCCUGCAACACCCUAAUCCUGAGAUUCUCAUGCUGUCUCUAGACCUUGCACUGU
This is a messenger RNA of Fulmarus glacialis (Northern fulmar), 3462 nucleotides long. RefSeq names its product PR domain containing 15 (gene PRDM15). Gene Ontology annotation, molecular function: histone deacetylase binding; RNA polymerase II cis-regulatory region sequence-specific DNA binding; DNA-binding transcription factor activity. Gene Ontology annotation, cellular component: cytoplasm; nucleus. NCBI's taxonomy places the organism in Eukaryota, Metazoa, Chordata, Aves, Procellariiformes, Procellariidae. The record is from RefSeq and is a predicted model, not a curated record. The transcript is spliced from 21 exons. Gene Ontology annotation, biological process: cell fate commitment; regulation of transcription by RNA polymerase II. The annotation marks the transcript as partial.